UUUACAAAGUUACAGAAGGAUUAAAAAAUUAUUAGGAUGUUCAAAUACUAAACACUUACCAUCUGUUCAUAGAAACCAAGUAAAGAGCAUAUAAAAAACAACUGUGAUUGCACAAUAAUGCUCUACUGUUAUUUACAUCUAUCUAAGCAGUUCUGUUGUGCACAUCAAUGCAGUAUCCAUUACAAAGUACUUUGCAGACAUUGAGGGGUUCAUUUGCACAACAUGCCUGUGAAGCAGGUAUGUAUUAUCAUUUCACUUAAGAGAUGAGGGGAAGCAUAGUAAUUAAGUGAUUUGCCCCAGGCCAAAGAUGAGUCAGUGUCAAAGCACACUCUAAAACUCAGGCUCCCUAGUUUCCAGUCCAAUGCUAAGAAUAAGCUUCUCUUUCUUGGAUUCUUCUACAGAAUCCAAGGUCUGUCUGUAAAGUUGUUUGUGUAUGUUUGUGUGUGUGUGGCCUCAAAUAGCAAAGAGAUAUUUCAGGCCUUUUCUACCUAUGAUGGUACCUACUAAAAUACCUAAGAGUAAAUCCCACCAACCAUUGGUGAAUAUUGUUGCAAAUGUUUUGUGAAGACAUUUGCCUCCAGACUAAAUGCUCAGUCUCAGAGAGGCCAAUGAGCCUUAUGUAGUACUCUGCAUAGACCAAGUAAAGCUGCAUGUCAUGGAGUUCUGCAGUUCUGCACAUCGCCUAGUGACUUGUUUUGCUUGCAGAUCUUUGAUUUUAAAACUCUUGGUAAUAAAGUAAGCUCUGCUCAGUAUCUCUUCCCCGGAAGUAAAUGCCUCGAUUAAAAAUAUUACUGCCUUAACUAGGAAAAUGACUGCAUUGUUCACAAUGCAAGGCCCGCUUUGCCUAACUUGGAAGCAUGCACUGUUGUCAAGCCGCAUGGCAAACCCACGAGCAUUGACAUCAAGCCAGUUACUCAUGCAUCAACAUUUUUCAGAAAAUAACAACAUAUCUCUGAAUUACAACGUUACAUUAUUCUUGCUAGCAACUGCUGGUUAAUAUACAGCAAAAUGCUGUGUGGUAACAAAUGGUUUUUGCUAUUGUUGGGCUGAAAUGUUAGUUCAGCUUUUAGAUAAAGAGCAGCUUGCGCACUGAGCCCUUGUAGAUCAUCAUUUCUAUGGCUAGUACAGUAGUUGUGUAGACAACUGUGUUCUGCUGUUCAUCUUUCCUAUGCUACCCUUCAUUUUCCAUUUUAAAUUAGAGGUGGGUUCAGGUAUAUUCAGCGAUGAGGGCCUCUUUGAACCCAGCAGAAUAUAACUGCAUGGGUUUAGAUUAUCUCUGUUGUUAAUCCAAAAUCCAUAGAUUUUAUUUUAUUCCAGUUGUUUUUCUGUCAGAAAUGUCAUAAUAAUUUUAUUUUGUGUCUUUGAAUUCAUUAUUGGUUGGUGUUACGGAAAUCAGUAGGGCUACCAGUUAGUGAUGAGUUGUUGUUUUUUCCAAUGGAAAAGAUGAUAUAUAAAACUUACUUACAGCAAUUAAAAAGAGUUGCCCCUCCCCAUACAGAUACGCUAAAAACUUAGACUAGAGUAGAGCUUGUACCUUUCAGGUGGUACAUUGCCACUUUUAAAAGACAACAGCGACAGAAAAAUUGAAGGUGUCAUCUUGUUAGCCCAUUUCUCAUCAUCACAGGCCUCCCUACUGUACAAAUUCAGACCUCUUGAAAAGAGGACAAAGAACACGCAUCUCCCCAGAUUUUUAAAGAGGAAGCACCGUGGUAAGAAAAAAUAUCUUUAAAUAAAGAGGAUUCAAAGAGAGGAGGAGGAAAAAAUACAUGAUGGUGUGAUGACCUUGAGUUGCAGCCUAGAAUCUGGAGCCCAUUGGAAUGCAGAUUUAAAGCUCUCUCUCUUAAUUUUGACACCAUAAAUGGAUAAUUGAAAGCUCCAUAACUGCAAUGUUUACUUUAAAAUGGAUCAGGAAUAUAAAUUUAUGGCCGGUGGGCCAUAUAUACAUUACAGCCUUCCACCACCUGCCGUAGGCAAGCUGCCAAAGGCAAGCUUUAAGCAACAGAGCCUCUUUCCUGGUUCUGUGUGUGAAGUAUUCUCUCUCAGAUUUGACGUCUACAUCUCUGCCUGUCUGUAAUUGCUAUAUGUGUGCCUCGGUGCAUUGGCUCCCUUUGGCUUCUUCAACAGUAUGAAUUUCCAAAAGAGAGAGAAACUCCAGGGAUGUGAAUAGAAAGACUAUUGUCAAGUGCCGGGAUGGUGAGACUUGCGGAUAGAAACCUCUCCCAGGCAUUGUGAACUUUCAGAAUGGUGUAAAUUCCCAUGGAUAUGAAUUCUCAGAUCGGGAUUAAUCCCUGUGGAUUGUGAAUGAUCAAAAUGAGACUCUUCGGUAAAGUUAAACUUUCAGAACUUAAGACCCCCCCCUCAGAAUGUGAACUUUCCAAAGGAUAUAAAAAGCUCAGGGAUUUUGAACCUCAAGUGGUUCAUCCCUCAAAUAUAAGUACAUUCUCAGAAGUUCCUUCGUCAGGAAUGGGUCUCCAGACACAGGAAAUAUAUGAAGGGUCACGUGGCAGGAAGUGGCCAUUUUGCAAAAGGACUCUUUGUGACAAUAACCAGGCAUUUGUAUUAUAAUGAUAAGAAAGGGACCAUCUUAUUCUUGUCACUUUGCGACAAAUACUACCACGAUUCAUUACUUUCCAUCAGUGCAUCAUCCUAUGGAGGAAUCACCACUGCCUAUCCACAUUGAGGAGGGGACAGAAGUCCCGAUUGAGAUCAGAGGUAUGGCUACAAAGGAGAAGCUUCAGUGCUUGAAAGAUUUCCACAAGGACAUCCUCAAACCUUCCCCUGGCAAGAGCCCAGGGACACGUCCUGAGGAUGAAGCAGAGGGAAAGCCGCCCCAGCGGGAGAAGUGGGCGAGUAAGAUUGACUUUCUGCUCUCUGUGGCUGGGGGAUUCAUUGGUUUAGGCAACGUCUGGCGGUUUCCGUAUCUCUGCUAUAAAAAUGGCGGAGGUGCAUUUCUUAUACCUUAUUUUAUUUUCCUGUUUGGGGGAGGUCUUCCUGUAUUUUUCCUGGAAGUGGCACUAGGACAGUAUACCUCUGAAGGGGGAAUUACGUGCUGGGAGAAGAUCUGCCCUAUUUUCACUGGAAUUGGUUAUGCUUCCAUAGUGAUCGUGUCCCUUCUGAACGUGUACUACAUUGUCAUCCUGGCUUGGGGCCUGUACUAUCUGUUCCAGUCAUUUCAGAGCGUCCUACCCUGGGCUCAUUGUCAUCAGGAAUGGAACACACCUACAUGUGUAGAAGACACUCUCAGGAAGAACAAAACACUUUGGAUGUCGCUGAAUGCCACUAACUUCACUUCCCCCGUCACAGAGUUUUGGGAGCGCAACGUACUGAGCUUGUCCUCAGGAAUUGAGGAAGUCGGUGUCGUCAAGUGGGAUCUAGCACUGUGUCUCCUUCUUGUCUGGGUGAUAUGCUUCUUCUGCAUUUGGAAAGGAGUCAAGUCGACCGGGAAAGUCGUGUACAUCACUGCCACAUUCCCAUUUGUUAUGCUUCUCGUGCUGUUAAUCCGUGGUGUGACCCUGCCUGGAGCUGCAGAAGGCAUCAAGUUUUAUCUGUAUCCCGAUAUCACACGAUUGGCAGACCCACAGGUCUGGAUAGAUGCAGGGACACAAAUCUUCUUCUCGUAUGCAAUCUGCUUAGGAGCAAUGACUUCCCUGGGAAGCUACAACAAGUACAAAUACAACUGCUAUAGGGACUGUUUGCUGCUGGGAUGCCUGAACAGUGGUACCAGUUUUGUGUCUGGCUUCGCAAUUUUUUCCGUCCUGGGCUUCAUGGCACAAGAGCAAGGGGUGAACAUUGCUGAUGUGGCAGAGUCAGGUCCAGGCCUGGCCUUCAUCGCCUACCCAAAGGCUGUGUCCAUGAUGCCGCUGCCCACCUUCUGGGCAAUCCUUUUUUUUAUUAUGCUUCUGUUGCUUGGACUGGAUAGCCAGUUUGUUGAAGUUGAAGGACAGAUCACAUCAUUAGUUGAUCUGUACCCAUCCUUCCUAAGGAAGGGUUACCGACGGGAAAUCUUCAUCGCUAUAGUGUGUUUCCUAAGCUAUCUUCUGGGACUAACUAUGGUGACUGAAGGUGGCAUGUAUGUUUUUCAACUCUUUGACUACUAUGCAGCUAGUGGUGUAUGCCUUUUGUGGGUUGCAUUCUUUGAAUGUAUUGCUGUAGCCUGGGUUUAUGGCGCUGAUAAUAUUUAUGAUGCCAUUGAGGAUAUGAUUGGAUACAGACCUGGUCCCUGGAUGAAAUGGAGCUGGAUUUUAAUCACACCAGUUCUUUGUGUGGGGUGCUUUAUCUUUUCCUUGGCCAAGUAUAAACCUCUGACCUACAACAAGGUCUACACAUAUCCUGACUGGGCAAUUGGCCUGGGCUGGGUUCUUGCCCUUUCCUCCAUGAUCUGCAUCCCGAUGGUGAUGGUCAUACGCAUCAUACAGUCAGAUGGAUCGCUCAUUGAGAGGAUAAAAGCAGUGGCUGCCCCCAAGGAAGUGAAUCGGUGGGCCAAGGACAGAGGAAGCGCCACUCCAUUUUGCGCCAAUGGAACUGCUAAUGGCGGAUUGAUCAAGCCAACUCAUAUCAUUGUGGAGACUAUGAUGUGAGCUCUCUCUAUGAGAGGAUAAACCUGCUUUAACUGCCGUUUACUAACCAUAGAUUCUCAUAGGACCAGGUUUACAGAGCUUUAUAUUUGCACUAGGAUUUAUUUUUAUUUCUCACAGAGAAGUUAUUUUUUGUGUGUGUGGUUUUUUUUUGGUUUUUUUUUGUUUUUUUAAUAUUUUGUAAGGUAAUCACAGCAGACACCUCUCUGGGGAGGCCGAGCUUUCAUAUCAGACUAGAUAUAUUACAGGAAUUUACUAUUAUUGGGUUUUUUAAGUAUAUAUCUAUCUCUAAAUAUUGUACUCCUUACCACUUGAAUUGAUUGUCUUGCCAGCAAUAUAUUCAAGUCUCAGACAGCCAGGUUUAGGUGCUGGUGUGGUGGGGAACAGGGUCAACCCUAGAACACACAAAUGAGCUCUCUUGAGAGGUCUUUUUUUUUUUCAAAGAAAAAGAGAACAACAGAUAUUGCUCUGAGAGUUUGUUUUUCAAAGGUGUAGUACUUUUUUUUUCCUCUGGUUCAAAUGAGGCGAAUGACAGACUUCAGGUUCACGUCAGGAAAAGGGUACUGAACACUGUGACAUUUGUCAUGGUCCAAAAAUGUACAUAUUUGCUCAAGGGGAGGUGAGAAGUUUGGAGUGGAGGAGAUGCGGUUAGGAACAAAAGACCAACCAGGAUCGUUGUCAUUCCUGAGCACAGCUGAAGAGCUUCAUCACUGUGGAAGGCAAUGACUGCAGAGGAGAGCAAGUUUGCCAACUCAGCCCUCUUUACUCUAGCAAAAUGUUUACUGCCUGCAGCAAAAGGUUUGUGCAGGUCUGAAGUUCUGGGCACAGUCCCUUAGUUUUCCUGCACGCUGUAUUUUAGCCGAGGGGGUACUUGAGUUCAAGUUAAAUUUUGCUGCAACAGAACACUAGGCUUUUCUGGAGAAAAGCAUGCACGUGCCGAAGAGCUGAGUUAAGAGAAGGCAGCAUUUGGUAUCUGUGGAACUCCAAAAACAAAACAAAAAAAUGGGAAAGAUGUUUGGGAUUUUUUUAAUUCAAGUAUUGGGCUUUGAUAUCAGAAGAAAAACACCUUGAGGAUUCCAGUUAACCUAGCAGCUAUUCACAACAAGUGCAUUUUCAGUAACAACAAAAAAUGACACGAGUACUUAAGCACGCACUCAGGUGCUUUUCAUCCAUCUAGCCCCACGUGCUCUACCAGUUUAAGGAUUAUCCUUAUUUGUUUGCUGUUUUUCUUACUAUUGGGGAUGCAGGCAAAGGACAGGGGCCAUGAAGUGGUUUACCCAUGUUUCAGAAAGGCACUGGUAGAACUGGACCCUUGACCCCACCAUUACCCUGUUCUGUCACUGGACCAUGUUGCCAUCAUUUUCGCUUUUGUUGGUGAAUGCAUUUAUGGGGGCUGGGAUUCUGUCUACUAGGAGAUGGGGCGCCAGGGGUUUCAAGUGAAGAGUCAGAACGGUAUGUGAUUUUCUUUGGUUUUAAAGCAUUGCCUAGCAUUCCAGUUUAAACAAAUCUAAGUAAGGCAGUGCUAAGCUUCUAACAAGCUGGACUGCUGUACCUGAGCUGAAUAUUGAUCAGCUAUUGAUAUCCCUAGCCCAAAUUAAGAAUUAUAGUAAGGGUUCAACUCCCUAAAGAAUUUCCAACCUUCUGAGAGAACCUUGUUUCAUUAAAAGUCGUGUGUUUUGGCAGGGAGACUUCGCAGGAAACCAGCCCUUUCUAGUUGGGCAUCAUUCUUCAGAACGAAUCCUCCCUUAUGUGGUGCCAGGGUUUGGCUAUCCAAAGGGAUGUGGAGAAAAGGCUUGAUUCAGUAGCAAAGUCAUACCUGCUCACACUUUUGGCAGCAGAGUCCGUUAGUAGCAGAUUCUGCCAUUUAAAGAGCAACAUAUCCUAUUCUUAACAUUCCUGCAUUUACAAAAAAAAGUCCCAUGUGCUAGCUAGCCACUGCACCACACACACAUGCUUUCUAGUCUUGUCAAACAGACCGGGCAAUUUAGAAGUGCACAAUGGACCAAAACCAAAAUAAUAAUAAUAAAAAGAUAGCUUCUGUAGGUUGAGAGUUGCUUUAGGUUGAGUCUAUCUGUGUUUUUAAAUUGGGUGGGGGGGAGGGGGCCAAAUUCCAGGAACAAGAACUGCCAAUAUGAUAUUGCUUUUGUUUGCUUUUCCAGUUACUGUAGUAUGAAAGGAAACACUGCCACAAUUUGUGACAGCAAAUCUGACAUCUCACUAGGCUUGCCCAUUGGCAGUAGGCAUUUUCAGGCCAUUCCAGAUGUCUUGGAAAUCCCUCUGGGCUGCCCUAAGCCAGGAUGAUUCCAAGUGGAUUUUUUCAGAACUUUAUGCAAGGGGAAAAAAUACUGUAUUUAAAAAAUAACCUUUAAUCAAGGAAAAGCAAGAUAGUUGAGUUAAAACUAAUGCUGUCUAUAAUUCAUGCUAUAAACAAUUGAGGAAACAAGUAAAACAUGAUCCAAAGUGCAUUCAAGUCAAUGAAAGAACUCACUGACUGUUGCAGGCUUUAGAAUAGGCCUGUAAUCUUGCACAGCAUCCUGUUACACCUAGCGUACACACAACAGAAACAUGAAUUAAUAUCAGAGCAUCAGGCUAAUGGUUAAAUCCCUUACUUCUGUUGGGAUACAUUAAAAUAACAUUGAUGCUUUGACAUGGUAUUUGGUUAAGCACACACCUGUUACCCCAGCAUGCACCUGCAUUAGGUGCUGCAUAUCUGAACGAAAAAUUGUAUGACAUUUCCCUUGCACAUUGAGAUUUCAAAAGUAUCUGAUGAGCCAGAGAUGGAGAUUUCACCAUGCAUCACUCAUUGUGGAGGGUGGAUUUGAAUUAUGAACCAGAGGAUCAGUGCUACACCUUUAAAGGAGAACUGGAGCCCAGCCCCCUUUUUUGACCUAACUGUGCCAUUCAAAUCACUUGCUUCCAUGUUCCAAAUGAAAGCGUCGUGCUCAUACGCAGCGACUUCACUGAGGCUCUUUUGGGGCAAGUUUCUGGCCCCGGUGUGCUGUUUAGCCUGACUGCAAGGAAGGGCUGGACUGAGGAACAGCAAUUGAAUCAUCCUUUGCAAGAGCAAAACACUCACUCCAAAAGAUUCAACUCCUGCUAAGUUUCGAGUUCCAACGAGCAUGUUCAUUUUGGUUUUUUCCAUUUUCCCCUAAGAAUUCUGAAUUUUACUUGAUGGCAAAUUUGCGUUGCAACAUUAUAUUCUGCCAAAUUAAAAAAAAUAAAAAUAAAUAAACAUUUGUAUUUUUUACCUAUUUAUGAUUGUAAACAUGACUAAUUUUUCUAAUUUACAUUGUAGAAACAUGACCUAUUCUACCUGUCUUAUGUAACUGAGAAAUUAAAUAUUAAACUAUUGCAACUGUUUGUAGAUUAACUGGUUUGGAGCCACAACAGAAAGACCCCAACUUGUGGGUCAAAACCUUGAAACAAAACCUAUGCAUUUCCAAAAAAAACAACCCCCAAACCUGUUUGUUUUCUGUGACAUUUAAUGCACCUUUAUACCUUGUAGUUUCUACUGGGUUUGGAAAUAGCAUUUUCAAGUCAGCUGAAGUCAGAAAGUAUGGGAAAGAUUUCUCCCAGAAGAUUUUCAAAUUAAGCUGUUCCAAUUAUCAAAUGAAAUUUGGGAUUCUUACCUAAAGCAAACCUUCCAUGCUCUGUCGGUUCACUGCUCAUUAGUCAUGAUCUCAUUGGCUUAGCAUCUAUUACAGUGACAUAACCAGUAGUCCAUCCUUUGAUAUUUAUACCAUGUUGUUUCAUUCAUAGUAUUAGUUUUGGUACUCAUUCACUUUCCUUUUCAUUUGUGCAUUGAUGAAUUUAGUCCAGUUAAAUCCAUAAGCCUCAAAAAACACUUUCUGAAGUGUAAGAUAUUGGAUACAAAAUGGGUCUGUUCCUGUGCAGCAAAUAUAAUCACAGAAGCACAGCAGCUCUGUGUACCAUCUGAAAAAUGCUAGUAUUCAGCCUGAUUUGCUGGAUUGGGAUGUGGGUCAGCAAAACUUAUUUGCAGUCAUGCACUUAGGAGGCAAAAACAGCCCACAGCCUUCUAAAUAUAACAAGCUAAACCGUCAACAGGGCAUGUUUAUCAUGCCAUACCUCCAACAUUACCUCUGGCUGAUCUGAGCCCUGGCUUGCUGUCAGUGUAGUAUGCACCCUACCUUCUUAGGUGCAUGUGUAUGUGGUUAUCCAGUCUCUGUCCUGCAUUUCUCUAGAGGAUUUCAUUAGGACACAUGAAAACAUCCAGCUGAUGCACCUUAAAAGCCUCAUCUUGGCCUGCUAGCAUUUGUUGAGCACAACUAUGCUUUUUACUUGUCACACCUGGGAUAACUUGGGUUCAGACCUUACAGCUGCAGAUAUCAGUGUCUAAACCCCUUCAGUGGGAGAAUUGAACUCUGAGAGCAAUUGGUUACAAACUCCAUAUCUUGAGCUCACUGAAUGCCUGGGUGGACAGAUAUAAUGGCAAAUAAUAAGUUAAAUAAGCUCUGUAUUGAGUGGAGUGGACAGGGGCUAACAGCAAUUCAAGUGCACUUGGGGAAAAAAAUAGAUGCCUAACAACACCUCCAGAAAAUUCAGCAUAUUUUUCCUACUCCCUGUAGCAACAAUAGUGAUGUUGUUUCAUUAGAAUACCAAAUGAGACCCACCACCAGAAGUGUACACACACACGAUUAGGAGAGAUGGUUUUUUACUUUGGAGUUACACAUUAUAGGUCUUGGGAGAUGAUCUGAUUAGAUGCUCCUGGCAAAGUGUACUAGUCUUAAGAAGAAAAAAAAAGUCAUUCUUCCUCCUCAGGAGUGUUUUAUAGCAUGAAUGCUGUGUCACCUCGCUUGAAGGUUCAUAGUGAUGGACUGUAGAGGGAAUGGGAAAAGUUUAGCCAGUUUUCACACACAAGAAGCCUACCAUUCAAAACAGCCUCUAGUGAAUAGUGAUGAGUUAAAACAAAAGCCUGAAAUCCAACAUGGGCGAACUUUGGGGAAGAUUGGGUCAGGGAUAAAAAUAAUAGUUACCCCUUCUUUCUGUAACAGGCUGCAGAGAAACCACAGAACAAAACAUCCCCCAAGCUUUGGGAGAGUUCAGAUAUGUAUCUGGCCAUCACAGCUUGGGCUGAUCUCUUCCAGAGUUACAAGCCUUGCGUUUAGGAUUAAGAGAGGUUAUUAAACCUUGGAUUAGACUAGUUUGGGAACCAUCAGGAUAUAAUGUUUAAUCUUUGAUAAUUAAUUUUAACCUAAGCUACAGGUGCCCUGAAUGGCAUACACUUGCUAACAAAGGAAUUAGUAUUAACUAGGGGACAUCGGUUUUACACCUGUGUGAAGUAUCACUAAUAUAUUUUGAGAUGCCUUAGGAAAGAAAAGCAGAGUCUCUCAACAACUCCUUGCUCCCAACAAAGAAAGCAUCCCUAAAGCAACUAGUGACACUUCACAGAUGACAGAAAACCAAUUAAUGCUCCUGUCGGAUCUUUUUCUGAUGAAAAAAAUGGCCUAUUUCUGCCCAAAUUAAAAUCUUCACAUCAAAUAGUUGUUUCAUUUAACUUUUCACAUCUUAUUCCAAUGAAAAACAAAUUGGCACAUUUUCAGUUUGGGAUGGUUUUCAAGAACUAAAUCAAGAACUAAAAAAAAAAAUCUGAAGAAGGUUAACAAAGGACAACUUUAGGUGUGAUUUAAACCCAGAAAGAAGCAAACAGCAAUAGUUGGCAAGGAAACAGGCAAAGCUGCUUAAAAAAAUUAGAUGGGAAGAUCCAUGAGACAUUCUACCAAUUUCUCUUGCCAUUUUUCACCAAAACUGAAUUUUGGUGGAAAAUGUUGCUGAAAUAAUUGAAACUCUCAGCUCCCAGACAAUCCCAUCAUGGAUGGAAACCGGUUGAAAAAACAUUCAACAACAUUGCUGUUAGCAUGUCCA
This is a messenger RNA of Gavialis gangeticus (Gharial), 10457 nucleotides long. It is a transcript of the gene SLC6A6, whose product is annotated as solute carrier family 6 member 6. Lineage: Eukaryota; Metazoa; Chordata; Crocodylia; Gavialidae. The transcript has 14 exons. The coding region runs from base 2565 to 4577 and encodes 670 amino acids. The record is from RefSeq and is a predicted model, not a curated record. Gene Ontology annotation, molecular function: taurine:sodium symporter activity. Gene Ontology annotation, cellular component: plasma membrane. Gene Ontology annotation, biological process: neurotransmitter transport; taurine transmembrane transport; sodium ion transmembrane transport.